AUGCCCAUCAAAUCUCUUGAGCCUUAUCUUUUUGAUCUCAAGACAGUCACCAACUAUCCGUUGGAUGUUCUGAAGAAUGCCACCAUCGGAAUUGAGGCAGAACAUUAUCUCUCGAGACUAUUGACUCCAAGAAAAGAGCCCAACCUCGAAGCAAUUGGCGGGUUUCCGAUGACUUUGAAGGCUCUGAUGGAGGCAGACUUUAAGGUUUUUGAGGAAUUGAAUAUCACGCCGGUGUUUGUCUUUCCCGGCUUGAAAACUGUCGACCAGUUUGAUUACUACAAAGAACCGGAAUUAUUACAGUACGAGAAGAACUUCAAGAGAAUAUGGGAAGAAAAGUCCACAAGAGAUCAUUUCAAUGAAAGUUUCAGAGAUUCUUCAACUCCGCUGGCACUCAGACCUAUCAUGGCCGAUUUCAUGAGUCUGCUGGAAUCCAAAGGAGUGAGUUUUAUAGUGGCACCAUAUUUUGCUUGGGUGGAACUUCACUACUUACUCACACAAGACCUCAUUCAUUGCAUCUUUGGGUCCACAGACGGCCUACUGAUAGAAGGCGUCGACAAGUUCAUUUUCAGUAUGGAGCUUGAAAGCAGUCAAUUUAAAUACGUCAAGAGAUCUAGCACUCUCAGAAAACUCAAUCUCACCUCAAAGCAGUUCAGAGACAUCUCCAUGUGCGUUGGAAACGGAUUCCAACCUUAUAGUCUCAACAUAUUCCCCCACAUUCCGUCGGCUCCGACUUUCCCGUCGCUUCACGAGUACGUUUUGAACGGUGGCUCUGUGUACAAUUCUUUACUCGGGCUUCCAAACGGAGAUCGUUUCAUGGAGAUUUUCCAGAAAGGAUGUGCCUCGUUGGACUUCACGCCUGUAUUGAAGGUGAACGGCCGUGUCGAGCUUCUACAGACGGAUUCCGAUGCUUCUUUUCUUUCCUCUGUGUCCGCAAGUCCGGCUGCCACCUCCUCAACAGCAUCUCCCGAUCCACCAAGCGAUCCAUCCAAAAGAAUCCCGAAUGAUCUACACGAGGUUAUUGGCCAGAGACUUCCGGAUGAGCUCUUUUUCUAUCAGUCGGUCGGCUUAACUGCAUUAGAGCUGUCCGAGACCUUGAUCCACGGAACCCAAGUUGAAAGACUCCCAUUGGAUAUGGCUGUCACCCCACUGUACCAAAGACUGAUCACAGAGGACGAAUCUUUGGAGAUGAGGGGAAAGACGUUGAAUCUGUUUGCCAACUCCUUGAACAGAUACUACCAAUUUAAAAAAUUGAGGUUGGCUACAUUCUUCAACGGAUCGCAAGAAUACGAGAUUGUCCAGAGAAUGACGCCUCCUCUUUUCCUCAAGCUGAAACCUCUUCUCAUUAGACAUACUACAGCAAGAUCGUUUCAGUUGACAUCUUUUCUUUCUGGAAUGAGCGCAGAAUUCUUGGAAGAUAACGUGGUUGCAAAAGCAGACGAGGAAGGAGCUCGUAUUUCUACCAGUUAUGAAGUCAUCUCAACAGGUCUUCUGAGAACACUUUACGUGUAUGGGUUCUUGACCGAGAACGAUUACAAGCUCACUGAAUGGGGCCAGGUGCUUCCUCAGGUCUCGAGAUCAGUGAAUGUUGAAACACUGCUUUUGCUCCUCAUCUUCUUCAAGAGGUUUCAAAGCCUGAAGGCCGACGACAUUUUGCAGCCAACAGACUUCAAGACCACGAACGCCCAGUUCAAAAACGCUGCCAUUUUCAUUUCCAAAAUCCUGUCUCUCAAGCCGUUGACAAAGCUGAACCCUGUCAGCUAUUUAUACAAAGUGCACAAGCCCCUUCUCCAGUUCAGAUCGGUGCUGUCUAAGCUCAGCUCUUACGCUUCUGACCUGAUCACAACCAAUAUCAUUGCGCUAGAACUUCUGAACCAUGACGAUCUGGACAAGUUCCAGAGAGACAACAAGGCAUGGAGAAAAUUGGCUACCGAGAUUCCUUUUAAGAAGUCUCUCCCAAACGUUCUUCUAGGAAUUAUCGCCCAAGAAUACCUUGAAACAUACCUUUUAGAUCUGGAUUCCACCAAAGCCGCUGCACAUGUUAAUGAGUCGCCAAUAAAGAACGUCCACGAUAAUCCAGUCCAAGAGUUCUUGAAAAGCCUAAAGUUUGUGAAACAAGUGAUUGCACUUGUUCGCACUCUACUAGAGAAAAAACUACUAACUGUCGACGAAGCUUUCAAGACCAUGAUCGACUCCAGUGAGGAACUGAUAUUGAAACUUGAAUCGGAAACACAACCUGAAAUUGUCUGA
Messenger RNA from Ogataea philodendri, 2247 nucleotides. RefSeq lists its product as uncharacterized. The transcript has a single exon. Lineage: Eukaryota; Fungi; Ascomycota; Pichiomycetes; Pichiales; Pichiaceae. Gene Ontology annotation, molecular function: 5'-3' DNA exonuclease activity; 5'-flap endonuclease activity. Gene Ontology annotation, biological process: DNA double-strand break processing; mismatch repair; DNA recombination. Gene Ontology annotation, cellular component: nucleus. Bases 1 to 2247 code for a protein of 748 amino acids. The record is from RefSeq and is a predicted model, not a curated record.